This is a messenger RNA of Gossypium raimondii (Peruvian cotton), 1767 nucleotides long. Its product is annotated as probable serine/threonine-protein kinase PBL10. Bases 187 to 1443 code for a protein of 418 amino acids. The transcript has 7 exons. Lineage: Eukaryota; Viridiplantae; Streptophyta; Magnoliopsida; Malvales; Malvaceae. Gene Ontology annotation, molecular function: protein kinase activity; ATP binding. Gene Ontology annotation, biological process: protein phosphorylation. The record is from RefSeq and is a predicted model, not a curated record.
AAGGCGGGACCAGCCCGACAUUAGUGCAAUUCAUCUCACCUUCCUUUAAAAAUCUCUUUCUCUUUUUCUUAAAUUUAUAACCAUCAUCGCCGUUGGCUAACUAUUUGCAGGUUGCCACUAGGUACUGCACCAGAAAAAUUAAAGCUUUUGCUAUAAUAAACUGGAUCUACGAAAGAAGAGUUGAAGAUGGUGGCUUGUAUUUUUCAGGUAUUUGAUGCAAUUGGAAAUUGCUUGAGUGCCGGUAUUAAAGCUGAGAGCCACAGCAACACAGGGCUCAGUUCAAAGUAUGAUAGUGGUGAUGGGAAAGAUGUUAGCAGUGAAAGCAGCAACAGCAAAGUUUCAUCAUUUUCAGCACCUUUGACACCUCGGAGUGAGGGUGAGAUUUUGCAGUCCCCCAAUUUGAAAAGUUUCAGCUUUGCUGAUCUCAAAAUGGCCACAAGGAAUUUUCGUCCCGAUAGCGUGCUUGGAGAAGGCGGUUUCGGCUCCGUGUUUAAGGGGUGGGUCGAUGAAAAUUCCUUUACUGCUACCAAGCCUGGAUCUGGCAUUGUUAUUGCUGUCAAAAGGCUUAACCAGGAUGGGUUCCAAGGUCACAAGGAAUGGUUGGCAGAAGUGAAUUAUCUGGGACAGCUUUAUCAUCCUAAUCUUGUGAAACUGAUUGGAUAUUGCUUGGAGGACGAGCACCGCCUGCUGGUGUACGAAUUCAUGCCUCGUGGCAGCUUGGAGAAUCAUCUAUUCAGGAGAGGUUCUUAUUUCCAGCCUCUUUCUUGGAGCCUACGGUUGAAAGUUGCCCUCGGUGCUGCGAAGGGACUCGCCUUCCUUCACAGUGCGGAAACAAGAGUUAUAUACCGAGACUUCAAGACUUCCAACAUCUUGCUCGAUACGAACUACAAUGCAAAGCUCUCUGAUUUUGGGUUGGCCAAAGAUGGGCCAACAGGUGAUAAGAGCCAUGUUUCUACCCGAGUUAUGGGGACUUACGGAUAUGCUGCUCCGGAGUAUCUUGCCACAGGUCAUUUGUCUGCAAGGAGUGAUGUGUAUAGUUUUGGAGUUGUGCUGCUGGAGAUAUUAUCUGGCCGGAGAGUAGUUGACAAGAAUCGACCAUCUGGAGAACAUAAACUGGUGGAAUGGGCCAAACCUUACCUUGCCAACAAACGCAAAAUAUUUCAUGUCCUAGAUAAUCGCCUUGAAGGCCAGUAUACAAUCGAAGGAGCCUUUAAGGCUGCUACCCUUGCUUUGCGAUGCCUGUCGAUCGCUGCCAAGUUCAGACCAAGCAUGAAUGAGGUUGUAACUGCAUUAGAGCAGCUCCAGGAUUCUAAUGACUCCAGAAUUAAUCACAACAAUACUAACAGCGUACCUCGGAGACGUAGGCAAAGUGCAGAUGAUGCUACCGGUGGAAGGAGUACGACUGCAUACCCUCAGCCAUCUGCUUCGCCUCUUUAUGCCUGAUAACAGAAUCAAGGCCCUGAACCAAAGUUGCUUACCUACCAAGUAUAGUGGGUGAAUCGUCUCCGGAACUUGGGCAUUGUGCCUUGUGGCUGUACAGUUAUUAUAUGAAGCUAAUGUACUCUAAAGUUGGAAUGAAUGUGCAAUGCCGUAUUUUGAUUUUGAGAUUACAAAGCGUUUGUUACACUUUGAGAGCUAACUUGGAAAAAGGGUGUAAUUGCUUUCCUAUGACCACAAUCACUAAGGAUCUUCACAUUUCCAGUCGAAUUGUAAUCAUAUUAUUAUUUCAUUUAUGAUUACUUUCUUUGUUGUCCUUUGAGAUUGAAA